AUGGUUUUCUUGCCUCUUUUUAUCAUAUCAACUCGAGUCUUUGGACAAAUCUGGACGGUGUUUUAUAAAACUACAUCAGUAUGUGCUCUCAAUGGCUCCACAGUAAACAUGUCAUGUUCGUACACAUACCCUCAGCAGUAUAAACUGACUGAUACAUUCUGGAUGCUAGGUGUAGAGAUCAAAAGUUUAAAAGAAUAUCCCAAGUAUAAAGACAGGGUUGAAUACAUUGAAGACAGACAGAAACAAACUGCUGUUCUCAGACUGCACAACAUCACUAACAAUGAUGAAAGAGUUUAUUUUUUCAGAUUAGUAACUGAUACUGUAGGACAAAAAUGGAUUGGUCAACCAGGAAUUCAGCUUAAAGUUUCAGCUCUUCAGGUAAAGGCACCACAGCUGGUGCUGGAGAAAGAAAGAGUCAAUCUGACCUGUGAAAGCACAUGCAGUCUGACAGAUGCAUUUAUCUGGUACAAAAAUGGACAGGCUUUAAAGAUCCAGAACAAAACCCUCCAGCUUCAGUCCGAGCGCAGUGAUUCUGGCCGUUACAGCUGCGCCGUCAGAGGACAUGAAGACCUGCCCUCUCCUGCUGUCAGCGUCAAUGUCAUGUAUCCCCCUCUAAACACCUCAGUGUCCAUCAGUCCGUCUGAAAUAGUGGAGGGAGAUUCAGUGACUCUGAUCUGCAGCAGUGACUCAAACCCUCCUGCUCUGAACUUCAGCUGGUUUAAGGAGAAUCAAAGCUCAGCUGUUGGAUCUGGACAGAGUUUCAUCAUCUCCAGCUUUAACUCCAGUCACAGCGGACGCUACUAUUGUGAGGCUCAGAAUCAACAUGGAUCUCAGAGAUCAGCGUCUGUUUCAGUCUCUGUUAAAGGUGAUUGGGAUAUCUUGUAUAUCAUUGCUGUCUGUGUCACUUCUGCAAUAAUAGUUGGAUGUGGGCUCUUGUUUCUCAUCAUCAUCAUUGUGCACAAAAGGACUAAGAAAAGUAAUAAUGACUCUAAGGACACAGAGCAAAAAAAGACGUCUGCAGGAAAGGCCUCUGAAUCCAGAGACGCUGAAAAUGCUUCUGCUCAAGAUGACAGAGAUACAGACACAAAGAAACCUGAAGCGGAGGAGAUUGCAUAUGCCAGCAUUACAUUUCACCAUCCAGCUAAUGAAGCCAAAUCUGCUGCAAGCCAAGACAUGGAUGUAUCUGUGAUUUACAGCGGCAUUAGAUGAUCCAGCCUAAUCUAUGUAGAUCCAGAUCAUGAAAAGAAAAUGUAAUCAUGUUUUGGGUUUUGCCUUGCUUAUUAAGCAUUUGCAGCUCCAUCAUGGUUAACAUUUGGAUGAUUUACAUCUCUUGUAAGCCAAAUAAACAAACAAGCACAGAGUGAAGUGAAUGUAGUAUGAGGCAUUUGUGAUCUCUCUCUCUCUCUCUCUCUCUCUCUCUCUCUCUCUCUCUCUCCAUAUCUAGACAUUUAAAGAAUUUGCUGUUUAUUUCUUUCUCGUUCAAGUCGCACCAUACAUAAUUUCGCAAAGUAAAAUACAUAGGCUUUUUACUUGUAUUUAAAUCAAGACCAGCACACUGCAGAAACAUGAACACACGUGUGCCAUGCUAAUCCAAGUGAGAGUCGUCACAUCUGCUCAGCUGUGGACAAAAAUCACUUUAACAGAAUGCAUUGCUAUAUCCCACGUGCUAAUAAAAAGGUACAAACA
Messenger RNA from Carassius auratus (goldfish), 1686 nucleotides. Its product is annotated as B-cell receptor CD22-like. The transcript has 8 exons. Lineage: Eukaryota; Metazoa; Chordata; Actinopteri; Cypriniformes; Cyprinidae. The coding region runs from base 1 to 1209 and encodes 402 amino acids. The record is from RefSeq and is a predicted model, not a curated record.